AUGUGCAGAGUGUCUCCCUGCCUUGACGGGAUUGGGGGGGCGCUGAAGUCCCCCCUCCCACCCCAGGAGCGCGGAGCUGGGGCAGGAUUGGACCCCGGGGAGAAAGGCGGCUCUGGCGGGGCGGGCGGGGGAGGCCGCUCGGAGGUUGCUCCGCCUGAUGAACUAUGGCGCUCCUGCCCCCCCCGGACCCAAAGGGCUUUUCGUGGGUAUUUCGGGGUGUGUGUCUCAGACCACAACUUUGACAGUGGCGUUUCCCGCAUUUGGGGAAGUCGCAGGGCUGUUUCCUGCGCGGUCGCAGCCUCAGCCCCCUUCCCCUUGACUCUGGUCCGGCCCCACUUGCGCCCCUCGCGGGCUCCAGCUGGAAGGGGAGGCGGGGCCGGGCGCUGUUUGCCAAAGGAGGCGGGCGGAGAGCGCGGCCCACCCAGGGAGGCAGCGGCUCCGGGCUCCAGGCUGGGGGGCCCGCCGGGAACUCCCGAGUCCGACGCUCCAGCAGCCGAGGCGAGAGGACGCAGGCAGUGCGCCCGGGCCGUCCGCACUCCCAGAGCCCGCUACUGCUGCUGCCGCCGCCGCCCUCGGGCAACCGCCUUCCUGCCACCGGACCCUGCAGGAUGGGGGCCAAGUUCCCGAGUUGCUUCCCAAGGGGGAGACGCUGGAAACGAGAGGGCAAGACCAGGCAGAAGGAGCACCCCACCGCAGCCUCCGCGGACACCCCUGAAACCACCACUCCACGGACACGCUCCACACCAUCCACCAGCAGCGAGACCGACUCCCAGAGUGGACGGGCCUACUUCAGCGGCAAAGCACGCGUCUCCUUCCGUCACCAACUGGACUCCGAGAGGGAUUCGACCAACUGAGCCCCCCACGGGCUGAAUGCGCCACUGGCCCAGGACAGGCUGAACUUUGGCCCAAUGCCCCAUGGGAGACCACUGGCAAUAAAGGGGGUCAGCAUAGCCCCCGCCCCUCCAUUGUUGACCAACAAGCAAAGCAACUCUGGCUCGUGAGUGGAGCUGCGCAUUGGACGCUGUUUGGAUGAGGAGAGGGUGGUUGUGCCAGUCAGCCCUUCUGGAGCACAGAAUAAGCGAGGGGGCAAGAAGGGUCAGGCCCAAGUGGAGGGAUGGGAAAAGCCAGAUAGUUUUCGGGGGGGGGGGGAGGCAGAAAGAAGGCUGCUAAGUUGAACUUGACUAGGUGGAGUCCAGGUGGUGGCUGUCACCUGAAGCACAGCCGAUGGAGCCUUAGGCCCUGAUCCACAGCCCAAGCAGGUGCAGACCAAUAAAAGUAGCCGCUGUUGACCCUCCUCUGGUGCAGAGCCACUUUUCUUCCACUAGACCACGAGCUGGGCUCCACCCUCCCUUCCUGCUUUUCAAACCCAUCACCAGGCCAAGCUCACUGGGGUGUGUUGGGGGGUCCAAACAGCAGAGGAGAGCCCUCUUUAUGCCACGCGAGUGGGUGGUGGGUGGGUGGGUGAGUGAGUGAGCGAGCAAGCACGCAAGCAUUGCUGACUUUGGGAGGCGCCAGCCUGCAACGCCUCCUGAGCUGGCGCUCAGCCCAGCCACUCCAGUCCAAGCAGAAGACAGGCUGGAGCAGGCACGAGGGAGGGGCUGAGUGGAAAACAACCACUCCACCCACAAAAACAGGCAGAAAAACAUUUCGCGGGGCUGGGGUUUGGGGCAUCCAGAGUCCUUUUUUCUUCCAUUGUGCCCCUGAACUCCCCCCUUUUGGAGACAGCAGGACAGGCUGGGUGCGGCUGUGCAGAUCCUGGGCGUAACCCCCUUAUCUCACCCCCACGCGCACGGUAAUCACAGGCAUGAAGAAACCACAAGGGAGCGGAGCCAGCCCUGCAGUGAGGCACCCUACCCGGGGAGGGAGACAGUAGCAGCCUCAAGGGGGGAAGGCAGGGGGGGGAAACACUGAAAGGUAAACAUUCAUGCACACACGCCCCUUCUCCCCCUCCAGAGGAGAUGGGGGGGGCUUCCUCCUCCAGCGUGCUCUGCACUUUCAUUGAACUGCAAGUCCCACAAUGCUUGGAAAAAGGUACGGCCAAGUCCUCCCCCCCCCCCCCCCCGCUGCACUCCUCUUCUCCAACCAUUGCUCCACCCAGGCUUUCCAUCCCAGCCACUCGAGAGGAAUGGGCAACACACUCCAUUUUGUGCCCCAUAUUUUAAUACAACAUCAGACCAUCUGAAAAGAGAACAAGCUACAGACUCCCUUCCCCGGCCCCUCCCACCCCACCAAAAGGCAUGGGCCCCCUCCCCAUUUUUCAGAGGGAGGAGAACCGGGGCAGAUCGUUCCCCAGAAUGACCUUGCGCUCCACCCCGUCCUUCGUGAUGGCGGCCAGGCGGAUCACUCCCCCGCUGGAGCCGUCGCGGUCCAUGGCCAGGGAGAGGGCUGGAAGGGAAGAAAGAGGAGAGUGAGGCGGGACCCCACUCACAAAACAGGGUCCUGCUGCCCCCCUUUGUGGUGUGCAGAGGGGCCCUGUCUGCCUCUGGCAGGGGCUGCCAGAGGCCUCCUUACCGUUGGCUGUGAAGGUCAAACAUUCCU
Messenger RNA from Rhineura floridana, 2538 nucleotides. RefSeq names its product cuticle collagen 40-like. Lineage: Eukaryota; Metazoa; Chordata; Lepidosauria; Squamata; Rhineuridae. The coding region runs from base 1 to 870 and encodes 289 amino acids. The transcript has 4 exons. The record is from RefSeq and is a predicted model, not a curated record.